GGUCGCAUCAAUAGACGAAGAUGGAGCUCGUUUACUUCCUUGCACUUCUUCUCGGCGUCGCCGCUCUCCCACAAACUCCUUGGAUCCAGCACGCCCAGCAGGUGUUGAAUGCGGGAGCGGGCGUGAUCAACGACGCCGAGGAUGGUUAUAAGGCGUACAAGCAGAACAACUGGGGCACGGUGCUGAAGGAUGCGGCCAACGUGCUCGGUGACGCGGACCAGCUUGGAAACGGGGCAUCGAAUCUUUGGAAUGACAUCCAGUUGGGAUGUCGAUACAAAUGCUUCAUUCGUACAAGCAGAGGAGAACCUGAUGAAACAAAUGAAGACGACCCAAAUGAAUACGGCCCAGCCAGAGACUACCAGAAUGGAGACUAUACAAACGGAAACUACCAGUAUGGAGACUAUACAAAUGGAAACUACCAGUAUGGAGACUAUACAAACGGAAACUACCAGAAUGGAGACUAUACAAACGGAAACUACCAGAAUGGAGACUACAUAAACGGAAACUACCAACCUGAGUACUACACCUAUGGGUUGCGAUGCACACAGCAUCAGUCGAAGCCGUCGGACAGCAGCAAGCAAGAGAAGAUGGAGCUCAUUCUCUUCAUGGCACUUAUUCUGAGCGCCAACGCCCUCUCCCUUCACCAUGACGGGGAGGCGAAAGCGAGACAGGGCGUCCAGCCCCUUCAGCCUGGCAACAUGCAGGUCAUGGAGGAGGAUGUCGCUUACAUCCUCGGUGUCCUCGAGGGGUCUGGAUCCUCCACGUCCAACCAAGGCCAA
This is a messenger RNA of Darwinula stevensoni, 779 nucleotides long. Lineage: Eukaryota; Metazoa; Arthropoda; Ostracoda; Podocopida; Darwinulidae. The record is from the annotation of a GenBank genome assembly.